Molecule: messenger RNA, 1533 nt
Organism: Effrenium voratum
Lineage: Eukaryota; Dinophyceae; Suessiales; Symbiodiniaceae
Source: the annotation of a GenBank genome assembly
AUGCGAGCUCUUUUGGUAGACUUUUCUUUCGAGCAGGGGGUCCUGUUCAGAAAGCCCAACACUCGGGGCCUCGUGCCGGGUCAACUGGUCGCCUUUGCCGCGGAUGGUUCGCCAGCUCGCCCAACUGCGGCGUCUGCAGCUGCCGCAGCCGACAGGUGGAUUACGGAGACGAUGGACGAGGACACGGCCCAGGACUACGUCACCGGCGAUUCGGCGGACGAGGCCGAGUUGCUUGCGGCGGACACGCCGCAGGGGUUGCCGGCAGGCAGUCCUGCUCAGGACAACGUGCUGGCCAAGCGAGUGGCAGAGCUCGAAGCCCUCGUGCGCCAGCAGCAGCAAGCCCUACAAGCAGGCCAGGACUUGCAGCGGCUGCGCACUUUGGCGGGGCCUGCCCCUCGACGUCUCGGAGCUCACGAGCAUGUUGCUCCAGCAGUCAAGCCCGAGGCCAGCGCGGGACCGGCAAUGGUCGAGAUGAACUUGGAGGCGACCGACCAAGAGGAGGUGCAAGAUCUUCUGGAUGGGGGCGCAGUUCAGGAUCCUGUUCAGCGGAUGUUGGCGUUGCAAAUGCGGCAAACAAAUACUCUGCUGCAGCACCUGCUUGGUUCCAAGUCCGUAGCCGACCCAGUCCAGGCUGCCCUAGCAGGUGGAGAUGGAAGCUCCAGUGGAUCAAGCCAGACCGGGGUGAAGGGCUGUGUGGCCCGCGAAGCAUUCGUGAAGAUCAUGAACGACCCCAUCCGAGUGGCAGACCUUGUCGAGGCAAAUGCGGCCCAAGAAUUGGGUCUCAGUGCCAACGCAACACCCCCAAACCUGAUGCUGGAUCUUCAGGGCUUUGCCGCCAAGGGCUUGAUGUUCGUGGAGCAGACCUGUCUGGACGGAGGCCGAACUCAGUUGGGUUGGUUGCUGACGGGCGUGUCCGAGCCCAACCUUCAACUCCUCCAGCUGAACAAGAAGAAGUCUUCUCUGAAGCCUUUCAGUCGUCUUGCACACGCCUCCUGGGUAGCUGCAAACGUGUCCUACCUGCGCGACCUGGACUACUUGGAGGGGCGCAUGAAGAACCUUGGCGCGACCAAGGGCAAGCAGACCGAGCAGAUGGAGGAGGAGCCCAACAAGCGAAAGCAGUUCCGCCGAAAGGACAAACGGCAGGGCGAGGACUCCACGUCUGCGCUCAAGGAAGUGUACGGCCGCAUGCCCAAGGUGAAAGUAUCUCCGCCGCUGCGACUUACCCGCGAGCUCUGCGGUUGUUGGCUCUGGGGAAGGAUCCUGACUGGGUCUUUGAACUUUGUGAAAGUUUGCCUUUUAAGAUCGAGCUCUUCUGCUUUGGGGCGGGUCUUCCGAACCUCACUUGGGUACAUCUUGGGGGGUGGCCUCUACCCUGGUCCGUCUCGGGAGCAGCCCCAGUGGUUGGUGGAUUUGCAGCAAGGAUCGGGCGCCACGGCCCUCUAUCUGGCCACGGAGAACAUUCCACUGAUCGCAUGGCGGGGAAGGCGCGAGCUCGUUGUGACACCCCACGGCCUGGUGUCCUUUGUUGGGUAA